AUGGAGUCCAGAAGCCCCCAGCACCUCCUCCAUGUGCUCUGCAUCCUCUCGGUGCUGGCCGGACGCCUGCCCCCCACCACGGCCCAGUGGUUUUACCCCCUGGGCUUGGAGGACACCACACCGGAUCCGAGCACCAGCCCCACAGCCCCCACAGCGUCCACCCUGGAUGAGGAGGAAGACGGAGAUGCCCGCAGCAUGGAGCCCACGCGGAAGGUGCUGCUGAGCAAACCCCCGCUGGCGAUGACCCCCAGACGCCGGGAGCCCCUCGCCAGGGGGACAGCAAAGGGUCCGGGCCAUGCUCCGCUGCGCACGCGAGGCCAGCAGCACCGACCCAUGGUCACCCCAGAGAUCUUCGAGGGGAGCACGGAGGAAGAGGAGUUCCUGCAGAUCAAGGUGGUGGAGGGAUCCUGGUCCCCACGGGGGCUGCGAGGCGCAGCCCAGGAUGGGCACUUGGGCAAGGGGCUCUGGGGGAGGAGGGCUGGCAGGACGACAGCGAAGGGGCUGCCCCGGCAGGUGCCCCCAGCCCUGGAAACGGACCCUGCUCUCCAGAUGCACAACGGCUCCGGCUGCGUCUGCCCCGUGCGUCCCGGCCCUCCCGGCCCAAAGCUGGGAAUGUCCAGCCCUGUGGGAAACCCAGGACCCCCAGGUCCCCCUGGGCAGCCUGGCCUGCCCGGACCCCCAGGCUACCCAGGCCAUGAAGGCCCCCCAGGGGUCCCUGGGCGGGACGGGAAGCCGGGACCCCCUGGUCUGCAGGGGGCUGUGGGACCACCCGGUUUCCCUGGGGCUGAAGGACCUCCAGGGUCUCCAGGCUCGGCUGGGCCAGACGGACCCCCGGGGGCACCAGGGCUCCCAGGGCCACAGGGUCCCCCCGGGGUGCCUGGGCACGAAGGACCCCCUGGUCCCGCAGGACCUGCAUCACUCCCUGGCAAACCAGGGCUCCGAGGGGAGCCGGGAUUCCCCGGACUAAAGGGUGAGAAGGGCGAACGCGGACUACCGGGCAUGCCGGGGAGCCCUGGCCGGACUGGAGAGACGGGCUCCCCAGGCAUGCCCGGUCCCAUGGGGCCACCGGGGCCACCGGGGGACUACAGGGGUCCUCGAGGUCCCCCCGGGAACCCUGGCCCACCUGGCCCCCCCGGCCCCCCCGGAGCACCAGGUCUCCUCUACCUCAACAGGAUUUACCCCAUCCGUCCCCAGCCGCCCUGCAAGCAGCCGGCAGCUGCCGACGCAGGCUGGGCAGCAGAUGCUGACAUCCCUCAGACGGAGCCCCCGGACUCCCACGCCGAUCUCCGGGUGCGUCCUGACUGCGGCCGUGGGCAAGCCCCCCAGGCUGUCCAGCUGCCCCACGCGCCCCCACUGGGCCGUGAACCUCUCCAUCCCUCCCAGCGCCAGACGUGGGUCUUCAGGUCCAAGGAGUUGAUGCUGAAGUCGGGCAGCGCCGUGCCCGAGGGGAGCCUGGUCUACGUGCGGGAAGGGAGCAGUGCCUACCUCCGGACCCCCACCGGCUGGAGCCGCCUCCUGCUGGAGGAUUCGGAAUCGCUCUUCGUCGGUGAUGACCCCUCCGCCUCCACCCCACGGUACCAGGAGGCGAAGCAGGUGAAGACGAGAGGUCCUGACAUGGGGCUGCCCGCGCUGGCCCCAACAGACUCGCUGGUCCAGAAGGAGGAGGGACAAGGGCUGCCCCAGAUCCUGCCAACCACCAUCGCACCGCGGAUCCCAUCACCUCCUCGCUGCCCUGCCUCCCGUCCCCAGCUCCGUCUGGCCGCCCUGAACGUUCCCCUCGCUGGCGACAUGAGCGGGAUCCGAGGUGCCGACCUGCAGUGCUACCGGCAGUCCCAGGAGGCUCGGCUCUACGGCACUUUCCGGGCGUUCCUGUCGGCCCCCAUCCAGGACCUGGUCUCCAUCGUCAAGAGGACAGACAGGACCCUCCCCGUCGUCAACAUGAAGGGCCAGCUGCUGGCCAAGUCCUGGAGCUCCCUCUUCGAGGGCCAGGCUGGUGCCGCCCUACGGGGCCCCAUCUACUCCUUCAAUGGGCGCAACGUCCUGACGGAUCCCCUCUGGCCCCGACAGCUGGCCUGGCACGGAUCCACGCAGCGGGGCGGCCAAGCCCGCAAGCGGGAUUGCCAGGGCUGGCACAGCUCUGGCCCUGGGGAGGGUCUGGCCGCCCCUCUGGGCGAGGGCAGGCUGCUGGCCGGGCAGCGGCACAACUGUUCCGAGGCGCUGGUGGUGCUCUGCGUGGAGGUGGCCUUUCCCUACCGGCAUAUGUGGUGA
Haliaeetus leucocephalus (bald eagle) is the source of this 2268-nucleotide messenger RNA. Its product is annotated as collagen alpha-1(XVIII) chain-like. The coding region runs from base 1 to 2268 and encodes 755 amino acids. NCBI's taxonomy places the organism in Eukaryota, Metazoa, Chordata, Aves, Accipitriformes, Accipitridae. The record is from RefSeq and is a predicted model, not a curated record. The transcript has 17 exons.